Messenger RNA from Triplophysa dalaica, 7332 nucleotides. RefSeq lists its product as uncharacterized. Lineage: Eukaryota; Metazoa; Chordata; Actinopteri; Cypriniformes; Nemacheilidae. The record is from RefSeq and is a predicted model, not a curated record. The transcript is spliced from 10 exons.
GUCAAACAUCAAGCGCUGCGUGUAACGUUAUAAAUAACUGUGAUUUCGACUCUUUUGUGUUAUAUUUACAGUUCAUGAAAGUUUUCUCGAUUUUUUGCGUUGGAUUCUUCAAGUCAUUCACAGUUUCAAAGCAAACGAGAAGAAAUGUGAGAAUAUCGUGUUUAAAUCAGAGAUAUUGAGGAUGACGUCACAGAUGGAUGUGAUGUGCUGUAAAUCAGUAGGAACUGAUCUGUCCAUGCUGGAUAUUGAUGAUUUCAUCACAGAAAUCUGUAAGAUGAAGAAAGAGGUGGAGUUACUGGAGGAAAAGCUGAGAACAAGAGAGAUGAACUCAACUCAGAGGUUUGGACACAUUCAACAUCAUUUACCUCAAUUACUCUGACUGUUUUUAUACCGUUAUUACUGUCAAACUAAAUUAAAAUAACAUAUCACACAUAUAUUAUAUAUAAGUGUCCAGUGUUGUGUUGUGUGUUUGUCAGGAUGUGUCUGCGGUUUUGUGGAGUCAAUCUUCAGUGCGUGUGAAUGAUGAGAGCUUCAAAGAAUCUCUGUAUUCAGUGUGGAGGAGCGGAGAUCAGAUCACACCACAGCCACUGCUGGACAAACUCUCUGAACAGAAAUCCAGCCUCACUUUACUCUGUUAUACUGACACAAACCCCACAGACGCUCAGGACACUGCGUGUGACAGUAAUCACAACUUGAAUCAGGAUGAAUCUACUGAUCAAACCUCCACAGAGUCUCUGGGUUCUGUCUGUAACGCUGGAGAACAGCAGACCCUGAACACCAUACCACUGAAGAUGUGUUCUGUCAAACUGAUGGACUGCAGGAAACUGAUGGAGAUGAAAACAGAACCCACACCAGAGAAAGAUCAAACUGAUGAAGAGGAGAAUCAUGAGGAUUUUGUUCCUUCAGUCAGUCUGGAAAUAAAAACAGAACCUAAAUCAGAGGAAGAACAGACUGAAGAACAUGAGAAUGAUGAUUUUAUUCCUUCAGAUGAGAGGAUUGAUUCAUGUUGUGAUGGAGAAAUGGCCUCUACGUCUAAACAGCGACUGACAGCACAAACUCUUUCUCGCAUCACCUGUGGGAAGACAUUCAGUUCACAGAGACAUUUCAAGACACUUGAGAGAAAACACACAGAACAGAAACUCUUCACCUGCACCAGAUGUGACAUCAGCUUUCCUACCUCACAAGAGAAGAAACUUCAUUCACAAGAGCACAGAGACAAGAAACACUUUCACUGUGAGCAGUGUGGGAAGAAUUUUCUCUCGUCUUCUCGUCUGAAAGUUCACGUUCGGACACACAGCGGUGAAAAGUCUUUCCACUGCAGUGAAUGUGACAAAUAUUUCAGCACCAAAGCAAAUCUUGUUCUUCAUCAGAGAAUUCACACUGGAGAAAAACAGUCUGAGAAGAGAUCUGUAAGUCUUCAGACUCAUCAGAAGAAACACGCUGAAGAACAAACUCAUCUAAAGUCACACAAAACUACACAUACCAAGGAGAAACGCUUUCAGUGUUCACAAUGUGAGAAACGCUUCCGUCAUAAAUCUCAUCAGAUAAUUCAUGAGAGAAUUCACACCGGUGAAAGACCUUACCACUGCCCUCACUGUGGAAGGAGCUUUACUGAUCCAAGUGCUUUAAGAGUUCAUCUGAGUAUUCACUCUGGAGAGAAACCUUAUCAGUGCAGUGUUUGUUGGAAGAGUUUUAAUCGUAAUACUUAUUUAGUGAGACACAAGAGAGUUCACACUGGAGAAAGACCUUAUCUCUGUAAUCUUUGUGGGAAGGGUUUCAUUGAUCGAUCUGGCCUACGAACGCAUCAGAGAAUUCAUACAGGUGAAAGACCCUUUAAAUGCUCUUAUUGUGACAAGUCGUUUGCUCAAACGAGUGCCUUGAAAAACCACAAGAGAAUUCACACCGGAGAGAAACCUUAUCAGUGCUCGAGCUGCGGAGAGAGAUUCACUUAUUCAAAAAGUCAUCAGAGUCAUCAGAAGAAACACGCUGAAGAUCAAACUGAUCUAAAGUCACACAAAACUACACAUAUCGAGGAGAAACUCUUUCAAUGUUCACACUGUGAGAAACGCUUCCGUCAUAAAGCUCAAAUGAUAAUACAUGAGAGAGUUCACACAGGAGAGAAACCUUACCACUGCCCUCACUGUGGAAAGAGCUUUUCUCAGCAAAGUUCUUUUGGAGUUCAUCUGAGAAUUCACACUGGAGAGAAACCUUAUCAGUGCUCGAGCUGCGGAGAGAGAUUCACUUAUUCAAAAAGUCUUCAGACUCAUCAGAAGAAACACGCUGAAGAACAAACUGCUCUGGAAUCAUCUUCAGUUACAUGUGAUCAGUUUCUCCACAACACUGGUAAUGAUGAACAGAAUAUGUUGAGGAUGACGUCACGGGUGGAUGUGACGUGCUGUAAAUCAGUAGGAACUGAUCUGUCCAUGCUGGAUAUUGAUGAUAUCAUCACAGAAAUCUGUCAGCUGAAGAAAGAGGUGGAGUUACUGGAGGAAAAGCUGAGAACAAGAGGAGAUGAACUCAACACAGAGGAUGUGUCGGCGGUUUUGUGGAGUCAAUCUUCAGUGUGUGUGAGUUCAUUGCUGGACAAACUCUCUGAACAGAAAUCCAGCCUCACUUUACUCUGUUAUACUGACACAAACCCCACAGACGCUCAGGACACUGCGUGUGACAGUAAUCACACAUUGAAUCAGGAUGAAUCUACUGAUCAAACCUCCACAGAGUCUCUGGGUUCUGUCUGUAACGCUGGAGAACAGCAGACCCUGAACACCAUACCACUGAAGAUGUGUUCUGUCAAACUGAUGGACUGCAGGAAACUGAUGGAGAUGAAAACAGAACCCACACCAGAGAAAGAUCAAACUGAUGAAGAGGAGAACCAUGAGGAUUUUGUUCCUUCAGUCAAUCUGGAAAUAAAAACAGAACCCAAAUCAGAGGAAGAACCGACUGAAGAACAUGAGAAUGAUGAUUUUAUUCCUUCAGAUGAGAGGAUUGAUUCAUGUGUUGAUGGAGAAAUGGCCUCUACGUCAAAACAGCGACUGACAGCACAAACUCUUUCCCGCAUCACCUGUGGGAAGAUAUUCAGUUCACAGAGACAUUUCAAGACACGUGAGAGAAAACACACAGAACAGAAACUCUUCACCUGCACCAGAUGUGACAUCAGCUUUCCUACAUCACAAGAGAAGAAACUUCAUUCACAAGAGCACAGAGACAAGAAACACUUUCACUGUGAGCAGUGUGGGAAGAAUUUUCUCUCGUCUUCUCGUCUGAAAGUUCACGUGUGGACACACAGCGGUGAAAAGUCUUUGCACUGCAGUGAAUGUGACAAAUAUUUCAGCACCAAAGCAAAUCUUGUUCUUCAUCAGAGAAUUCACACUGGAGAAAAACGCUGUGAGAAGAGAUUCGUAAGUCUUCAGACUCAUCAGAAGAAACACGCUGAAGAACAAACUGAUCUAAAGUCACACAAAACAACACAUACCAAGGAGAAACUCUUUCAAUGUUCACAAUGUAACAAACACUUCCGUUAUAAAGCUGAACUGAUUAUUCAUGAGAGAAUUCACACUGGAGAGAAACCUCACCACUGCCCUCACUGUGGAAAGAGCUUUACUCAUCCAAGUACUUUAAGAGUUCAUCUGAGAAUUCAUUCUGGAGAGAAACCUUACCAGUGCCCUCACUGUGGAAAGAGCUUUACUCAUCCAAAUGCUUUAAGAGUUCAUCUGAGAAUUCACACUGGAGAGAAACCUUAUCAGUGCAGUGUUUGUGGGAAGAGUUUUAAUCAACAUAAUAAUUUAGUGAGACACCAGAGAAUUCACACCGGAGAGAAACCUUAUCAGUGCUCGAGCUGCGGAGAGAGAUUCACUUAUUCAAAAAGUCUUCGGACUCAUCAGAAGAGACACGCUGAAGAACAAACUGAUCUUAAGUCACAACAAACAACACAUACACAAUAUACAACAACACAGAAACGCUUUCAGUGUUCACACUGUGAGAAACGCUUCACUUAUAAAACUCAUCUGAUAACUCAUGAGAGGGUUCACACUGGAGAGAAACCUUACCACUGCCCGCACUGUGGAAAGAGCUUUACUGAUUCAAGUGCUUUAAGAGUUCAUCUGAGAAUUCACACUGGAGAGAAACCUUAUCAGUGCAGUGUUUGUGAGAAGAGUUUGAAUCAACAUAAUAAUUUAGUGAGACACCAGAGAAUUCACACUGGAGAGAAACCUCACCACUGCCCUCACUGUGGAAAGAGCUUUUCUCAGCAAAGUUCUUUAAGAGUUCAUCUGAGAAUUCACACUGGAGAGAAACCUUAUCAGUGCAGUGUUUGUGGGAAGAGUUUUAAUCAACAUAAUAAUUUAGUGACACACCAGAGAAUUCACACUGGACAGAGACCUUAUCAGUCCAGUGUUUGUGGAAAGGGUUUCACUCAUCAAAAUGACCUAGUAAAGCAUCAGAGAAUUCAUACAGGUGAAAGACCCUUUAAAUGUUCUCAUUGUGACAAGUCUUUUAAUCGAAUGAGUGUCUUGAAAAUGCACGAGAGAAUUCACACCGGAGAGAAACCUUAUCAGUGCUCGAGCUGCGGAGAGAGAUUCACUUAUUUAAGACAUCUUCAGACUCAUCAGUAGAAACACACUGAAGAACAAACUAUAUUGAGGAUGACGUCACGGGUGGAUGUGAUGUGCUGUAAAUCAGUAGGAACUGAUCUGUCCAUGCUGGAUAUUGAUGAUUUCAUCACAGAAAUCUGUAAGAUGAAGAAAGAGGUGGAGUUACUGGAGGAAAAGCUGAGAACAAGAGAUGAACUCAAGUCUGAGGAUGUGUCUGCGGUUUUGUGGAGUCAAUCUUCAGUGCGUGUGAAUGAUGGGAGCUUCAAAGAAUCUCUGUAUUCAGUGUGGAGCAGCGGAGAUCAGAUCACACCACAGCCACUGCUGGACAAACUCUCUGAACAGAAAUCAAGCCUCACUUUACUCUGUUAUACUGACACAAAUCCCACAGACGCUCAGGACACUGCGUGUGACAUUAAUCACACCUUGAAUCAGGAUGAAUCUACUGAUCAAACCUCCACAGAGUCUCUGGGUUCUGUCUGUAACGCUGGAGAACAGCAGAACCUGAACACCAUACCACUGAAGAUGUGUUCUGUCAAACUGAUGGACUGCAGGAAACUGAUGGAGAUGAAAACAGAACUCACACCAGAGAAAGAUCAAACUGAUGAAGAGGAGAACCAUGAGGAUUUUGUUCCUUCAGUCAAUCUGGAAAUAAAAACAGAACCCAAAUCAGAGGAAGAACCAACUGAAGAACAUGAGAAUGAUGAUUUUAUACCUUCAGAUGAGAGGAUUGAUUCAUGUUGUGAUGGAGAAAUGGCCUCUACGUCAAAACAGCGACAGACAGCACAAACUCUUUCCCGCAUCACCUGUGGGAAGACAUUCAGUUCACAGAGACAUUUCGAGACACACGAGAGAAAACACACAGAACAGAAACUCUUCACCUGCACCAGAUGUGACAUCAGCUUUCCUACCUCACAAGAGAAGAAACUUCAUUCACAAGAGCACAGAGACAAGAAACACUUUCACUGUGAGCAGUGUGGGAAGAAUUUUCUCUCGUCUUCGCGUCUGAAAGUUCACGUGCGGACACACAGCGGUGAAAAGUCUUUCCACUGCAGUGAAUGUGAUAAAUAUUUCACCACCAAAGCAAAUCUUGUUCUUCAUCAGAGAAUUCACACUGGAGUAAAACGCAGUGAGAAGAGAUUCGUAAGUCUUCAGACUCAUCAGAAGAAACACGCUGAAGAUCAAACUGAUCUAAAGUCACACCAAACUGGAGAGAAACCUUACCAGUGCAGUGUUUGUGGGAAGAGUUUUAAUAGUCAACACAAUUUAGUGAGACACCAGAUAGUUCACACUGGAGAAAGACCUUAUCUCUGUAUAGUUUGUGGAAAGGGUUUCACUCAACAAACUGGCCUACUAAAUCAUCAGAGACUUCAUACAGGUGAAAGACCCUUUAAAUGUUCUCAUUGUGACAAGUCGUUUGCUCGAAUGAGUGUCUUGAAAACCCACGAGAGAAUUCACACUGGAGAGAAACCUUACCAGUGCUCGAGCUGCGGAGAGAGAUUCACUUAUUUUGGAAGUCUUCACACUCAUCAGAAGACUCACGCUGAAGAACAAACUGAUCUAAAGUCGCACCAAACUACACAUACCGAGGAGAAACGCUUUCAGUGUUCACACUGUGAGAAAAGCUUAUGUCAUCAAUCUCAUCUGAUAAUUCAUGAGAGAACUCACACUGGAGAGAAACCUUACCAGUGCUCAAGCUGUGGAGAGAGAUUCACUUAUUUUGGAAAUUUUCAGACUCAUCAGAAGAAACACGCUGAAGAUCAAACUGAUCUAAAGUCACACAAAACGACACAUAUCGAGGAGAAACUCUUUCAUUGUUCACACUGUGUGAAACGCUUCCGUCAUAAAGCUAGUCUGAUAACUCAUGAGAGAAUUCACACUGGAGAAAGACCUUACCACUGCCCUCACUGUGGAAAGAGCUUUACUGAUCCAAGUACUUUAAGAAUUCAUCUGAGAAUUCACUCUGGAAAGAAACCUUAUCAGUGCAGUGUUUGUGGAAAGAGUUUUAAUAGUCAAAACCAUUUAGUAAGACACCAGAGAGUUCACACUGGAGAAAGACCUUAUCUCUGUAAUGUUUGUGGGAAGAGUUUCACUCAACAAAUUGGCCUGGUACGGCAUCAGAGACUUCAUACAGGUGAAAGACCCUUUAAAUGUUCUCACUGUGACAAGUCGUUUACUCGAAUGGGUGUCUUGAAAAACCACGAGAGAAUUCACACUGGAGAGAAACCUUACCAGUGCUCGAGCUGUGGAGAAAGGUUCAGUGAUCCAAGUGCUUUAAGAGUUCAUCUGAGAAUUCACACUGGAGAGAAACCUUAUCACUGCAGUGUUUGUGGGAAGGGUUUUAAUAGUCAAAAUCAUUUAGUAAGACACCAGAGAGUUCACACUGGAGAAAGACCUUAUCUCUGUAAUGUUUGUGGGAAGAGUUUCACUCAACAAGCUGGCCUAGUAAGACAUCAGAGAAUUCAUACAGGUGAAAGACCCUUUAAAUGUUCUCAUUGUGACAAGUCAUUUGCUCGAAUGGGUGUUUUGAAAAACCACGAGAGAAUUCAUACCGGAGAGAAACCCUACCAGUGCUUAAACUGCGGAGAGAGAUUCACUUAUUCAAAAAGUCUUCAGACUCAUCAGAAGAAACACGCUGAAGAACAAACUGAUCUGGAAACAUCAUAGCGUCUAUAACCCGGAAUAAUUUUACUUGCAGUAUUUUUCUGUGUACUAUGUUCCAAUAAAAAUUGUUCUGCAUGUCUUU